Lampris incognitus (smalleye Pacific opah) is the source of this 1353-nucleotide messenger RNA. RefSeq names its product Kruppel like factor 1 (erythroid) (gene klf1). The transcript has 3 exons. Lineage: Eukaryota; Metazoa; Chordata; Actinopteri; Lampriformes; Lampridae. Gene Ontology annotation, biological process: regulation of transcription by RNA polymerase II. The record is from RefSeq and is a predicted model, not a curated record. Gene Ontology annotation, molecular function: RNA polymerase II cis-regulatory region sequence-specific DNA binding; DNA-binding transcription factor activity, RNA polymerase II-specific. The coding region runs from base 247 to 1353 and encodes 368 amino acids.
CUCCCAACGGUCGAAGCCUACGUGAAACACCAAGAUUUGAAGGGGAGCACGGAGCUGACAGACAGAGACAAGAAGAAGGAGGGAGAGAUAGCAGGGGAAGCAUGGAGCAGAGCAGACAGAUGUAAUAGAUCUUUGGCCCGGGCAAAAAGAGAACUAUAACUGGGAUACAGGGCUUGGUGACUUCCUGGCUGACUUUGGGUUACUUAAGGUGAAGAUGGUGAUGCAGAAGAACAUCCACAGAGCUUGAUGGCUGUAACACAGGCUGUGCUUCCUUCUUUCAACUCCUUUUCUGAUCUCAUCCACCUCAGUGACAGUAUGAAGUGCGAUGGCUCUCUCUGCGUGGACUCUCACAGUCAUAGACGGUCACCCGGCUCUUCUGACCAGCACCAGGAGCCUCAGCAAACAACAAAGGAGCAUCUGGAGGAUGACAGAGGGGUAUCAUGGGACAUUGAGUUUCUCCUGGCUGACUGGAACAGCCCAUUAUCUGACUUCGACCCACCUCUGGACUACAAUGCUCAACAGUUGCCACAACUUGACCAGAUGGAGCUAUAUCAAGAGGGCACCACGUCCAAGGACCAAAUGGGACAACACUGUCUUCAGAUGAGCAGCAGUGGCCUGGCCAUGGAGCUCCAACCCCCGGCUGAAAGCUCCAGUAUGCCCGGCCUCCCUGAGGUCUAUAAUAGGGCCUACAGCCAUGAUCAGCCACCAGAAUGUCUGCUGUUUCCUGUUCAGCCAAACGCAGAUCAGUUUGGCCUUCCCCAAGGAAGCCAUUUGGAGAGAAACAGCAAUGACCGGGGAAACGUCAGUAAGAUCACGUAUUGGAACUUGGGCAACUACUAUCCUCAGCAACAAACCUCCAUUGCAACCUACCCUGAAAAUAGGUUCAUUCAGCCCCAAAUCCUGACCCCCGAUCCUCGACACUACAGUUUCAUCCCAAAUUUCCCACACCACACAAACAUCUACCGCGACUAUGCACACAGCCAGGCCGGCGGUCACUUCCCCGUGUCUCCACCCCUCCUGGCUGGACCAACGUUACCUCCAAGUGCUAUUGAAGUGAAGCGUGGCCGGAAGUCCACAGGCAAAAAAAGGCCGGCCAUCCAUAAUUGUGAAUACCCUGGCUGUUGCAAGACCUACACCAAGAGCUCCCACCUCAAGGCCCAUCUCCGCACCCACACAGGGGAGAAGCCUUACCACUGCUCAUGGGAGGGCUGCGGCUGGAAGUUUGCCCGUUCAGACGAGCUGACACGCCACUACCGCAAACACACGGGCCAAAAACCCUACCAGUGUCUGCUGUGUCAAAGGGCCUUCUCCCGCUCUGACCACCUGGCCCUGCACAUGAAGAGACACACCUGA